Molecule: messenger RNA, 3522 nt
Organism: Akanthomyces muscarius
Lineage: Eukaryota; Fungi; Ascomycota; Sordariomycetes; Hypocreales; Cordycipitaceae
Exons: 8
Coding region: 1-3522 (1173 amino acids)
Biological process (GO): mRNA splicing, via spliceosome
Cellular component (GO): nucleus; U2 snRNP
Molecular function (GO): U2 snRNA binding; protein binding
Source: RefSeq, a predicted model, not a curated record
AUGGCUUUUCAAACCAACGUACUUCGCGACGGCCAGUGGGUUACCGAGACGGUCAAUUUAGCCACCAACUCUAGGCGUUUUGACAAGAACUGUGCAAACGGAUAUUGCCUUCAUCGGGGAACAUUUCGUCCAGAUCAUGCCGUCGUUCUUGGCGUAGGCUCAGACUCCGGCAUUAUUAAUGGUACUGUGGCAGUCCGAGCCAAGUCAGAGGACGGCAGCCCCCAAUGGCGUCAGCCGGCUGCUGAACCAGACGACUCUCCAACGCCUCAAGCUGGCAUCCCUCCACAAGUGCUGGCCCUCAUGCUUGAGAAUGGUGACAUAGUCUUUCUGUUCCUCCGUAAGAGGCCCGACUCGACACUCGAAUUCGUCGUCAGCAAGCACAAGCUGCCAAGAUUAGUUCCAUACAUCGGUUAUCAUUUAGCCGUAGAUCCAUCUUCUCGAUACAUGGCUGCUUCGACCCCCGAGGGUGUCUUGAUUGUAUACGAGUUACAGUCUUGGACAGACCUCAAGUCGCGAUACAUCGAGGAUGGAUCUUUCUCGCCCAUUCGCCGGAUUCAUUUACGCACUGUUCAAGGAGUCAUACACAACAUGAACUUCCUUUUUCCGCGUCCCGAGGACGACUAUCACAUCAUCCUUCUGCUCAUUGUCAUUCGCAAGGAAAGGCCGACUGCUGAGCCGGUUUCGAGAAUGCUUACGUACGACUGGGAGCUUGGUGAUAACCUCAAGACUGUCUUUCAUGAGGAAAAGACUGGAAACCGUUUACCGGCCGAGCACAAAAUGCCAAUUUUGUUGAUCCCGCUCAAAUUCAAAACGGCUUUUUUCGCCGUAUCUAAGAAUAGUAUCGGCGUCGUCAAGCAUGCCCUAUCUGGCUCUCCCGAGUAUGAGCGAUUGAGCACCGAUAUGCCAAAGCGAACCAAGUUUCACAACGGCAAGGGUGAACCGUUGUGGACUGCAUGGACGCGCCCAGCACGGCGGCAUGCAUAUUUUCAGCGAACAGACAUUAUAUUUCUCGCCCGCGAGGACGGCGCCUUUAUCUUUGUGGAUAUCGACCAGAAAGAGAUGGUGCCUUCCGUCAUCAAUGUCGGCUGUUUGGAAACCAACAUAAACACAGCUUUUGCAACAUCGUACGAUCUCUUUUCCGACGUCUUGAUCGUUGGUGGAGACUCAGGCCCUGGUGGCGUAUGGAAGCUGGCGCCUCGAACUGACCUCGACCAAGUUAAUGUAACGCCAAACUGGUCCCCUGUUGUUGAUGUAGCAACGACCUACGAGCCGGUGAUAGCGAGAGACCCUGGAGCUCGACAGAGAAAUGGACCCAGUAUGACCGGCCGAAAGCCCGACAGCAUCUUCACAGCAUCCGGGAGAGGCUGCAAAGGAAGUAUAACGCAAUGGCGCUCGGGAGUUCAGGCCAAGAUCGGGCUGGAUAUUGAAUCAGGUGAACCAAAUAAGCAGGCAUGGAUUUUCCCCGUCAACGAACAAGGAGGUCCCGCUCUCUUUGGAAUUCUCACUCUCCCGCACUCAACUCGGGUCCUGCAAUUUGCCAAAGACUUCAGCCAGGUCCAAGAGAUAGAAGGCGAGGAUACUUUAUUGGAUCUUUCCAGCCGUACUCUUUUUGCAACCCAGCAACCUGACAGCAGCAUUUUGCAAAUCACCGAAGCAUUUAUCUGUAUCACCGGCCCCGCUGAAAAAUCUCGGACAACAUUUGAAGAGUUACUUGGCGCGCCUGACAUGCGAAUUGACAAAGCCCAUAGCCAUGCGAACGCGAUUAUUCUGUGUGCGCAAGACAGAGACCGAGCUGAGAUAUUCGUCGUGAAGCAACAAGCUGCCAGCUUCAAUCUUGUCAAGACCUGGACGAUAGAGGGUGAAGUCACGGCCGUGAGCCUCUUGAAUGUCCUGGGGGAGAGACUGGCAGCUGUCGCAUCUAUUGGUGAAGGGCAGCCGAGUCUCUCUCUCUACACAUUGGAUGGCCACCGGAAUGCCGAGACAGCUCUGAGCACACAAGGUAACGCAGCUGAUUCUCUGGGCCUUGAGGCUAUAACGAGCAUAUGCGCCGUGGAUGACGAGUUGAAAGCGCCCGUGCUAGUACUGGGUACCAGCCUCGACGAUAACCUUUCGGAGCACGUCGGACACAUGUCAUUGCUCAUGCUGGCGGGAUCCAGAAUUUUGAUGACGGAUAUCUGGCCACAAGUCGGGCUUGUGCCCCGAUCGAUGACGCUCGAGGGAUCGCCCUCAAGAGUUAUUUACUCGCGAACAUGGAAGUGCCUCAUCGUUGCUUUGCUUAAGAAUGACCGGCCAACCCUGGAAUUCUUGGAUCCCGAGACAGGUGCAAUGAUCUCUGACCCCUCGGACAAGGAAAAGAAUUCUUCAGAGUUCAUUUCCGGCUUGGGUCAUGAAGGGGACCGAAUUUACGGCCUGCACGAAUGGCUCUAUGUCAAAGAUGGGCGAACCUUUUCUUUCAUUCUCGUGACGACGAAAGAUGGCCGACUCUUAAUAGUGUCAUUGAAGGAGACGGAAGCGAUGACAGAAGACGGAGCGGUGCGGCGUCUCAAAUACUGGACACGAUACAAGAAAUGGCUUCCUGGGCCAGUCAGCGCCAUCACCGGCGAUGCUGAUGGGCUGAUAUUCUGUGUGGACCGCACACUGCACUGGGAGGUUUUGGAUCUGGUCGAUAAAAAGCUCAAGCCGAUGAAGGAAUAUCAACUGGACUCUCCAGCAGUUCAGCUGAAAAUAGUGGAUGGCAAAAUUCAUGCUUUGACAUUGACAAACUCGCUGGAAAUUAUCGACCAUCGCACAAAUACCGGAACUGGCAUGCUUCUGCUUCACACGGAUCAGGUGGCGAGGCGGACCAUCCAUAUGCUGGACAUUGGCAGCAACGUUGAAGGCUCAGAAGCCGGACCCGUUACGUUAUUGGCAGACUAUAGAAAUGGAUUCGCAGGUGUAUGGGUUCCCCAUGGCCAAGACAACCACGAGCUACAGGCAGUGUUCGAGGGUCUUUUACCCAGCUCUGUGCGUCGCUUUGUCAAAACUUGGAGCCGGCCGCCGUGGGUGGCUGCGAACCGAGCAUUACGCUACGGGGCGCUACCUAGCAGCAACGACGGGGCAGAGAUUCUGGGGGUAGGGUUGGACGGUGCCUUGUAUCAAUUUACACUGAUCGAAGUCGAGCUCUGGCGGCUUCUCUGCCUCAUACAGACUCUGGCACAUCGCAGCCCGUUGCUAUAUCCGCUUUACAACCCAGCAAUAGGCAGCGACUCUGGUGACGAGGAUGCGGAGUUGGAGCCUCAACUGCAUCCCAGAUUGAUGCACAUUGAUGGCGAUAUUCUGGAAAAAUGUACAGAAUGGCGGGUGCUGGAAAAGAUAGUGGGCAACGGGGACGGGCUCGAUUUGUUCUGCGAAUACCUUGACGGCAUCGAGGGCGGGUUGUGCACCGGCAGCUUCCGGGACAGCACAGAUGAAGAAUGGCGCUACAACAAAUAUUUUGAAGUGGCCUAUGAUAUAUUAGAAUAUCUCUUGGCCCCAGUUAUAUAG